AUGCCUUGGGUUCUUAAAAUCCUAAGAGAUUUCUGUGGCUGCUACAAGAAAGAGGUGCCUACCGAGGCCGAAAGAAAGGUUAAGGAGAUGGAUGGAUGCAAGGGAUCCCAAAGGCCAGCCCUACCAAGAAAGCAUGAUGCCAGGCCGACGCUUGUCCUGGAUCUUGAUAAUACCCUGGUGCAUUCAACCUUUGAGAUGCCUGAGAUCUACGACUUUUGUGUGGAAGUUCCAAAAAGCAAGGGCAUGUCCAUAUAUGUAAAGGUAAGACCGCACACUGCCGAGUUUAUCGAUGAGGUUGGAGCGAUGUAUGAGUUAGUCAUAUUCACAGCUGCAAAGAGAGAGUAUGCCGGAAAGGUUGUCGAGAUGAUCGAUGCGAACAAAAAUAUAAGCCACACGCUGUACAGGGAAUCAUGCACACUUACGAAUGGAAGAUAUGUCAAGGACCUCUGUAAGCUCGGAAGGCCUUUAAACAAAGUGAUUAUGGUUGAUGACAGCCCACACUCUUAUGAGUUUCAGCCCCGGAACGGGAUUCACAUUCCUCCAUACACUGGGGCAACAAAUGACGAUUCUCUUCUCAAGGUCAUGAAGUAUCUGAAGGAACUCUCAAAGGAUGACCUGGUUGGAAGCAUGGACCAAGUACCUUUCAGAGACGGAUUGAUGACAGGAUUGAAGCAUUGUGAUUGA
Molecule: messenger RNA, 684 nt
Organism: Encephalitozoon hellem ATCC 50504
Lineage: Eukaryota; Fungi; Microsporidia; Unikaryonidae
Product: Dullard-like phosphatase domain-containing protein
Exons: 1
Coding region: 1-684 (227 amino acids)
Molecular function (GO): phosphoprotein phosphatase activity
Source: RefSeq, a predicted model, not a curated record